Molecule: messenger RNA, 2354 nt
Organism: Sander lucioperca (pikeperch)
Lineage: Eukaryota; Metazoa; Chordata; Actinopteri; Perciformes; Percidae
Product: endothelin-3
Exons: 4
Coding region: 154-693 (179 amino acids)
Biological process (GO): regulation of systemic arterial blood pressure by endothelin; regulation of vasoconstriction; intracellular calcium ion homeostasis
Cellular component (GO): extracellular region
Molecular function (GO): endothelin B receptor binding; hormone activity
Source: RefSeq, a predicted model, not a curated record
UCAGAUAUAUGAAGUUUUGAUGUCACAGAGAAACACACAGAACACGCACUGGACUUUUAAUCGUGUUUGCAGGAUUUCAGCAGGUUUUUUUUUCUUUUCUUCUCAUAUUCUUUAAAUUUCUUUAUUUUUUAACAUUCCCAUGUUUCGUGUGUGAUGGCUAAUGUAUCAUCUGUUGAUGUGGGAGUUGUGUUUCUUAUCGUGGUGACAGCAUCUUUGGCAAACGCAGGUUUCUCAUCAAGCAUAGAUGUGAGCCAGACGAAGGAGGUGGAAGCUAUUAAUCUGAGCAUGCUGCUGCCAGGCGGUGUGGACCAGCUCACCAGGGAAGCAGAGCCCUGCUCUGCAUGUGACCCGCCGGGGGCCAGGAGGCGUUCAAAGAGAUGCACGUGUUACACUUACAAGGACAAGGAGUGUGUGUAUUACUGCCACCUGGACAUCAUCUGGAUCAACACUCCAGAGCACACUGUACCGUAUGGUAUGUCCAGUUACCAGGGUUCCCUGCGCAGGAGGCGCUCGGCUGGGACUGAGCAGGAGAGGAGGGGGGCGGCGGCCCAGCGCUGUGUGUGUGCACGGCACGCUGACUCCAACUGCAGCGGCUUCUGCAUGGACAGCAGGCAGAGGAGGCCACCACCCCGAGCAGCUCGUAAAACAGACAAGAGGACAGCUUCUCUGCGCAGUGGGCCUGUUAUGAAAUGAACAUAUAAGUGACAUGCUAAUGACCUGAAAGGUGGACAUACUGUACGUUAUUUGGUGCCUUGUGAUCAGAGUGCUGGGUGAAUAACGUGCAGAGCUGCUGAAAGCAAGGGACACCAGCACUCUCUGCCUGUGUCUGUCCGGCAGGUGUGGACAGUUUUUCAUUAUCCUGUCACGACUGAGGAUGGUUUACAUGGCCCGCUUGUUUCGACAAUGACAGACUUUGGUAGAGCACACACAUGCCCAUGCCGCGUGAUGUGGAGACCAUUUCAAGAGCUUCUGCCAUCCAACACCACCAUCUCAUCCCAUUCUGGUAAAUACACAAGAACGGUAUCACUCCACAUGGACAUCAUUCAACACAGCCAGUAACUCAGCAGUAUCACAGUCAUUGAUUGUUUUAUUAGGUUGUUCACUUAUAAAUGCAGUUAGUUUCAGCAGUAAUUGUUAUCAUUGUUAUUAUUAUUUUACUUUUCUGUGAGAUUUUUGGAGGUAAAGGAACUUUUGUCAAGCUGUGUAAGUCUUGUGAAUAUGAAAUGUGUUUCAGUAUAUAUAGGCUAUAAAUCAUAUUUCAAUACAAUACCUAUAUGUACAUUAAAGGUGUAAAGUAAGAUGUUGUAUAUAGAAUUAUACAUGUAUUCAGCAUAAUCAACAGUCCUCUGUGGUAAAUAACCCAUUUAAGUAACAAUUGCAGUGAGCCAUGCAGUAAAUUAAUUCUACACAUUAUUUAUCCUGUGUUUAGUCUUGUUAUGGUUGAGCCCUGAGGCAAUUCCCCAAUCAACUGACCAUCUGCACAGGAAAGAUGUUAAGAACUAGUAGUUUGUAAGUCGAGCAUCUCAGCCUACUGAAUCAGUUUCAGUCUGAGAAAAGGAAGACAUUGAUUCCUUACUAAAUGUUUGAAAUAUUCUGAUGCACGUCUGGCUUAUUUUUUUAUUUUUUUUAAAUGUGCCUGAAAGAAUGGUGAAUAAUUUCAGGCCAGACUCUGACCAAUCAUGUUUGGUUAGUUUGAUCAGAGGCUCCUUUUACAUCCAUUCUGAGUUCAUAUCAGGAGACACAAGACUAGCUGUAGUCGACAUUUGUGCUGACUGACGCACACCAUGCUAUUGCAUUGCACAGUGCUGUCAGGCACACCUUCUACAUAAUGUUAUCCUGCACUUCAGUCAUUUUAAUAUGUAGAAAUGCUGAAUAACACCAAUGAUCUGUUCAUAUUAUCUGCUUAUGGACUUUUGUCUCCACACAAGGAUCAAAUUAUCUACUGAAACUAUACUAUAUGCAUACUUUGUAUAUGUUGGUGCCUCCCUGCCAAGUUAACAUUACCACAGUAUAGUAUACAUAUGAACUGUAGAGAGGCCACAUAUGCAAAGGGCUUGAAAUCAUUAUCUAGCAGCUUGUUGUAGAUCAUAGCAGCUCAAGCCCAUAAGCAUAAGCCCAUUUAUAGCUUUGUAUGUGACAAUAACUGUAUAGGUUUGGCGUAGUCUAUAUCCACAAUGUUCCACCUCUGGGACUACUCUCAAUCCGCCGGAAAUUCCGCCGGAUGUCACUCUUUUCGGAUGUCCGUUUUCGGAUGUCCCGUCACCUUCCGUCUUUGUGUUGUAAUUUUAAACUCAGGUGGAUUUAUGAGGACUAAGGUUAACUGCUCCUCAGAUCUCUGCAGGGUAAAUCCAGAC